CGUUCAAUGUCGAAAAACAUAGUUCCAGUUUUUCACCAGAUGUUAUCGAAACAAGUACACCCAAGCUCAGCGUCGGCGGAUGCUGGGCGGCUCAUUGCGCUGCUGUUCGUUGCCGUUUGCCUCGUUGGCAGUGCAUUUGCUCUAAACUGCAAAAUAUGUCACUCGACCGGAGAUUUCGAGGCGUGUCUGCGUAGUUCAUCCGCACCCUGCACCGUGUCACUCGUAAACACGACGCAUCUAUUCCUCGCCUCAGCAAAUCCAACUCUACGCAAUGCCACGUUCGUCGGUGUGCCACAGUUCCAGUGCUUUCAGGUCAACUACACGGUCGGGGUGAUGUGGCACUAUCAGAUGGGUUGCACCUAUGCCACCACCAAGAUCUGUGAGGGUUGGCGUGCGGCCAGCAAGUGUCUUACAACUGCAUCCAAUGUGAUGGGUGUACCGGGUCGGGUGAAGCCUCCGCAUAUUGCCGACUACAACCCGCACGGUCCUCCGUUCAUACUUCAUCCGGUGCAGCAGAGCCACCCGGUACAAUAUCCAGCAGCAACCGGACGUAACUCCAAGUCGGGUUCGGAGAGGAACGUCAUGCUAGUGCAAUGUCUAGUGCUAACAAUGGUGAUGGGUUGGGUGACAAGAAAGGUGCUAGGACACUGA
Molecule: messenger RNA, 651 nt
Organism: Anopheles maculipalpis
Lineage: Eukaryota; Metazoa; Arthropoda; Insecta; Diptera; Culicidae
Exons: 2
Coding region: 7-651 (214 amino acids)
Source: RefSeq, a predicted model, not a curated record